Molecule: messenger RNA, 1698 nt
Organism: Penicillium vulpinum
Lineage: Eukaryota; Fungi; Ascomycota; Eurotiomycetes; Eurotiales; Aspergillaceae
Exons: 1
Coding region: 1-1698 (565 amino acids)
Source: RefSeq, a predicted model, not a curated record
AUGCAAGUUUCUGUGUGGCUAUCUAUUUGCAGUUUCUUUCUACAUAGCGUUUAUGGCUAUGGAUAUAGGCGAGCGGAAAUUGGGCCUGAGUUUAUUUCGUCGUCUCGCCCUCUGAAUUAUUCUUUAGUUGCUUCGUCAACUGCUUCUUUGAUUGUUUCUUCAACCGCUUCUUCAUCUAUAGUCGCGGGCACUUCCAGUCAUGGCGUUGCAGUGGCACCUCCGUUGUCAUCAUCAUCAUCACCAUCAUCAACACAAAGGACACGGAAUGGUAGCAACUCCGGCUUCAUUUUACUCCCCUCUUCAGCUAGCACGUGGCACCCCGAGAGCACCAGCUCCAGCAAACCCUCAUCAGCUAUCACAUCGGGGUUCAGCGGCUUUGGCUUCAUUCCGCGCCCGUCCUCAGCUAGCACAUGGCACCCUGACAUCUCCGACUCUACCACAUCCUCUUCAUCAACUGUCGCAUCGGAUAUGAGCAGCUCUGGCUAUAUUCCAUUCGCAUCCUCAGCUAGCACAUCCUCAUUAGCCAUCACAUCGGGUUUCAGCAGCUCCAGCUCCAUCCAAGUGCUGCUCCCUCCCAUUGCUGCUUCAACGACUGAGAGUUCUUCUCAAUCUUCAACGCAGCUACCUAGUUCUUCUUCAGCUGCUGCAAUUAUUAUGGCAACCUCGAUCGUAGUCGCUGCUAUUCCCAUUCCCACCUCUAACUCGGCCAUGACCACCGUCACCAAUCCAUCAAAUCCUGCCGAGAGUGUGACUUUCGUCAAGGAGCGAGUUUCCGACAAUUUCCUGGCUGGGUUGCCAAUAAUUAGUGCUGCAGGCCUGGCUGCCAUGGUAACGGUAGGCGGUAUUGCCACGCCCGUUGUUAUUGAUUCUGCUGGCAUGAUGGUUAUACCUGUUGGCUCCGUGCCUUCGUGGUUGACUCCGGGAAUGUACCCGGCAUCGGGUGAUAUUCCUGAAUUAUUGGAUGCUAGCUCAUCCUCCACCUCUUCUUCUGCCUCGAGCACGGCAAGCUCCACGAUAUCCGAGACCAUUUCCCUUCUAACUAUGUGCCUCACGGUCACGACAGAUGUCGGCGCAUUCACAGCUGUCCCAAACAGCCCAGAGGAUGCACCCAUCACCGGCUCCGGCCCAUCAUGGACAGUUACCUCGGCAGCAUCCACUUCCAGCUCUCUGGCUCCCGGCUUUCUGACUUCGAGCUCUCUAGCUUCCAGAGCUAUGGCUUCCAGCGCUAUUUUUUCCAGUGCCAUGGCUUCUAGCACUACGGCUUCUAGCACUACGGCUUCCAGCGUUAUGGCUUCCAGCGCUAUGGCUUCCAGUCCUCUGUCCUCCGGCUCUCUGGCUUCGAGUUCUCUAGCUUCCAGAGUUAUGGCUUCCAGCGCUAUUUCUUCCAGUGUCAUGGCUUCUAGCACUAUGGCUUCUAGCACUAUGGCUUCUAGCACUAUGGCUUCCAGUCCUCUGUCCUCCGGCUCUCUGGCUUCGAGCACUUUGGCCACUAUGGCUUCCAGCUCUCUGGCUUCGAGCUCUCUGGUAUCGAGCACUCUAGUAUCGAGCACCCUGACUUCUAGCACUCUGAGCCCAGAAACCCCCUCAGACGCACCAGAUACGCCCGUGGUAUCCAUUAACACGGUAAAGCCUAGAGGGCAAGGAACUAUUAUGGUGGGUAUCUUCCCAAACAUCGACCGUAUACCAACAAAAGUCUGA